AUGGAGUUGCAAAGUCUUGACAGAUCUAAUAAUAUAAUGACAAUGCUCAAUAAAUACCCAGACCACAUUCCUGUCAUCGUCGAACGCGAUCCACACUGCACAACUUUACCAGAUAUCAAAAAUAAAAAAUUUUUUGUCACAAAAACUCUUUCAGUAGGAAAUUUUGUUUAUUGCGUACGAAACAGACUUGAUAUCAACGAAAAGGAUGCAAUUUUCUUGUUUGUUGAUAAUACGUUACCAAAUCCAAGCGAUAACCUUGGAGCAAUAUACGAAAAGCAUAAAUCAGAAGAUCAAAUGCUUCAUUGUACUUAUAGUUCUGACUCUGCUUACGGAUUUUUGUGA
This is a messenger RNA of Trichomonas vaginalis G3, 342 nucleotides long. RefSeq names its product cellular response to nitrogen starvation. Gene Ontology annotation, biological process: cellular response to nitrogen starvation. NCBI's taxonomy places the organism in Eukaryota, Parabasalia, Trichomonadida, Trichomonadidae. The record is from RefSeq and is a predicted model, not a curated record. The transcript has a single exon. Bases 1 to 342 code for a protein of 113 amino acids.